AUGGAGAUGAUCUGCAAAGUUUGGGCUCUAGGGUUGGUGUCUUUGCUUGGGAUGGUUCUUCUCGUCCCAUCGGUCUCCCCCCAUCCCCUUGCUGGGUCUUACAGUUUGGACAACCUCGGAGAAGGAGAAAAUCAAACCAACUUUAAUAUAGUCUGUGGCCAAUCUCACAUCACUAACCGGGUGGUCGGGGGUGAGGAUGCCAAGGAUGGAGAAUGGCCCUGGCAGAUCAGCCUCUUUAAGGGCGAUGGUCACCAAUGUGGCGGCAGCCUGCUCACCAGCUCCUGGGUCCUCACUGCUGCCCACUGCGUAUUCCAAGAAGAGCCCUCCAGUUUUUCUGUGAUUUUGGGAGCAAACAACUUGGAUCCUAUCAGCACUGAUGGGGUCACCCACAAAGUGAAACAGAUCCUGGUGCACCCAAAGUACACGGGUAAUGUGGUAGAAAGCAGCGAUAUUGCCCUGUUGGAACUCUCGGAACCGGUGUCCUUCACGGAGAAGAUUCGGCCUAUCUGCAUCGCCGAUGCCUCCUCCCGGCCCGCCUCUGGCACUCCCUGCUGGGCAACUGGUUGGGGAAGUCCAGUGUUUGGAGGAACUCUGCCACCUCCUGUGGCCCUCCAGAAAGUCGAAGUUCCUCUCAUCUAUCGCGAGGCCUGUGAUGACCUCUACCAUCAGCCCUACCAGUCUUCUUCCACCAGCCUUUCUCCACGGGGCGGCAAUGAGGUUCCUGAAGAUCCCAUCGUCUUGGAGGGCAUGAUCUGUGCCGGUUACCCAGAGGGUCAGAGGGACGUCUGCCAUGGUGACUCUGGUGGCCCUCUUUCCUGCCCAGUGAAUGGCGUCUGGGUGCUGACUGGUGUGGUAAGCUUUGGGCUGGCCUGCGGCACCCCCAGCCACCCUGGAAUCUAUGCUGACGUAGCCACUUAUGCCUCCUGGAUCAUCGAGAAUGUUUCUCAAGGGAACGGAAACUAA
Molecule: messenger RNA, 963 nt
Organism: Tachyglossus aculeatus (Australian echidna)
Lineage: Eukaryota; Metazoa; Chordata; Mammalia; Monotremata; Tachyglossidae
Product: serine protease 33-like
Exons: 6
Coding region: 1-963 (320 amino acids)
Biological process (GO): proteolysis
Molecular function (GO): serine-type endopeptidase activity
Source: RefSeq, a predicted model, not a curated record